CAAGAAAGAAAAUAGACUAUAACGAGAACGAAAUGGGGUACGAGAGGCUCGGACCAUCCAAACCAAGUGGUUCGGUCACCACAACCACAGCUCCGUCUCCGAACCUAAACCAAGUCUCUACUUCAGCACAACCGGAGAAUAUUAACCGGAGAAGAAAGAAGCUUCUUGUGUCUUCAAUAAUCGUAGCCUUCGCACUCAUAUUCGCCGCCGCGAUCUUCGCCGGAAUCAGAACACAACUCAAAUCGUCCCAACACGUCCCAGGCUUAGCUCGAAAACCAAGCCAAGCAAUCUCCAAAGCCUGCGAGUUGACUCGUUUCCCCGAGUUAUGCGUUGACUCACUCAUGGACUUUCCCGGCUCACUCGCCGCUUCCUCCGCCAAAGACCUGAUCCACGUGACGGUGAACAUGACGCUCCACCACUUCAGCCACGCUCUCUACUCCUCUUCCUCCUUCUCAUUCCUCCACAUGCCGCCACGUGUCCGCUCCGCCUACGACUCCUGCAUCGAGCUACUCGACGACUCGGUCGACGCGCUCUCACGCGCUCUCUCCUCCGUCGUCUCCGGCGGAAAAACGAAGCCGCAAGACGUGACGACGUGGCUGAGCUCGGCUCUGACGAACCAGGACACUUGCGCCGAGGGAUUCGACGGCGUCGACGACGGCGGCGUGAAGGAUCAGAUGACGGCGGCGCUGAAGAAUCUCUCGGAGCUUGUUAGCAACUGUUUAGCGAUUUUCGCGGCGAGCGGCGACGGCGACGGGAACGAUUUCGCCGGAGUGCCGAUACAGAACCGGAGGCUUUUGGAAGUGGAGGGUAGUGAGCGAGACGAGAAAUUCCCGAGAUGGACGAAGAGAAGAGAGCGUGAGAUAUUGGAAAUGCCGGUAUCUCAGAUACAAGCUGAUAUUAUCGUCUCGAAAGACGGCAACGGCACGUGCAAGACCAUAUCGGAAGCCAUCAAGAAAGCUCCUCAGUACAGUACUCGCCGGACUAUUAUCUACGUCAAAGCCGGAAGGUACGAAGAGAACAACCUCAAGGUCGGUAGAAAAAAAAUUAAUUUGAUGUUCGUUGGGGAUGGAAAGGGUAAAACUGUCAUUUCCGGAGGGAAAAGUAUAUUUGACAACAUUACCACUUUCCACACGGCGACAUUUGCCGCAACUGGAGCCGGGUUUAUUGCAAGGGACAUUACAUUUCAAAAUUGGGCUGGUCCAGCAAAGCACCAAGCUGUUGCACUCCGCAUUGGAGCUGACCACGCAGUGAUCUACCGGUGCAAUAUAAUCGGUUACCAAGACACGCUCUACGUUCAUUCAAAUCGCCAAUUUUUUCGCGAAUGCGAUAUUUACGGUACAGUUGAUUUCAUCUUCGGUAAUGCGGCGGUAGUGUUACAAAACUGUAGCAUUUAUGCGCGCAAACCCAUGGAUCUUCAGAAAAACACAAUCACAGCUCAAAACAGAAAAGACCCGAAUCAAAACACGGGAAUAUCGAUACACGCCUCUAGAGUUCUUGCAACACCUGAUCUCCUAGCAACCAAUGGUACUAUCCAGACGUUUCUAGGUCGACCAUGGAAGCAAUUUUCUAGGGCGGUUUACAUGUUAUCAUAUAUUGGAAAUCAUGUACACACGAGAGGUUGGCUCGAGUGGAACACAACAUUUGCUUUGGAAACUUUAUACUAUGGAGAGUAUUUGAACACUGGACCCGGGUCGAAUAUUACGCAACGUGUGAAUUGGCCAGGCUAUCGGGUCAUCAAUUCGACGGCAGAGGCAAACCGGUUUACGGUGGCGGAAUUUAUAUAUGGUUCAUCGUGGUUGCCUUCAACCGGGGUUUCGUUCUUGGCCGGAUUAAAUAUUUAGGUAGAGAAAAAAUGCUUUUGUUUCUGAUGAUUUGUUUCAUUCUUACGUCCUUAUAUUAAUGGACAUAUGAUUAAUCCCAUAUAUAUUUUAACUUUUUUAAUUGUAUUCUCUCCAAAGGUAUUAUUCAAUAAGAUCGUGACGUGAGGAUAAUUUUAUAAUA
Eutrema salsugineum is the source of this 2001-nucleotide messenger RNA. RefSeq names its product probable pectinesterase/pectinesterase inhibitor 34. Gene Ontology annotation, biological process: cell wall modification. The transcript is spliced from 3 exons. The coding region runs from base 33 to 1841 and encodes 602 amino acids. The record is from RefSeq and is a predicted model, not a curated record. Lineage: Eukaryota; Viridiplantae; Streptophyta; Magnoliopsida; Brassicales; Brassicaceae. Gene Ontology annotation, molecular function: pectinesterase inhibitor activity; pectinesterase activity.